AUGACCUCGAGUCUUUUCCGACCCAAGUCAUUCAGACUCCGUGACCCGCCGGCGGCUCGCGGCAGCACCGCGCACGCGCGGCACAUGGAGGGAGGCGGGGCCUCGCUGUCCUUCCUCUGUCCCCGCCCCCGCAAGCCGGCCAUUGGCUACAGCUGCGGAGGCUCCUUGCCCAUUGGCCGGGCGCGCCGUCCGUCCGUGCCGCGCGCCGCCGCCGCCAUGGUGCGCUUCAAGAACAGGUAUGUGCUCUGCGAGGUGGUCUCGGAGGACCCGCGGUGCCGGCAGUGCAUCGAGGACCGCGCGCUGGGCCUGGCCGUCAGAGACGCCAUCGCACGGGUGCACGGGGACUACGGCCUGGCGUGCUGCUCCAUCUCCUUCACAGUGAAAUACCUGAACGCUUACACCGGGACGGUGCUGCUGCGGUGCCGCAAGGACUCGUACCGGCUGCUGUGCUCCGCGCUGCCCUUCGUGCGCUCCCUGGAGAGCCGCGCCCAGCGCUACCCCUGCUUCCUCAACACCCUGCACGUCGGAGGUACCAUAAGAACAUGUCAGAAAUUUCUGAUUCAGUAUAACAGAACACAGCUGCUAAGGUUGUUGCAAAACUGUACAAAUGAAGAGGAGAGACAAAGUGUACAGAAGUCCUUGUUGAGCUGUUCCCUGACAGAAGAGCAGUCUCAAAGUGGAGAUGAGGAGGAGGAGGAUGAUGAUGAUGGCAUAGAGACAGACUGAACGUCACUCACUUGUUACUGUUCACCUCCAUUCUGUAUUUGUUUAAUCAAGAUGGGACUGGUUAUCUUCCGUGUUAAGCAGUGUUUACAUUUAGACUUCAUUCCCAAUUCCAAAUGUUUGUAAAUUUAAAAAAAAAUUAAAAUAUUAUUUCACUUAA
Molecule: messenger RNA, 883 nt
Organism: Sturnus vulgaris (Common starling)
Lineage: Eukaryota; Metazoa; Chordata; Aves; Passeriformes; Sturnidae
Gene: POP5
Product: POP5 ribonuclease P/MRP subunit
Biological process (GO): tRNA 5'-leader removal
Cellular component (GO): ribonuclease P complex
Molecular function (GO): ribonuclease P RNA binding
Source: RefSeq, a predicted model, not a curated record